Athalia rosae (coleseed sawfly) is the source of this 4581-nucleotide messenger RNA. RefSeq lists its product as uncharacterized. Lineage: Eukaryota; Metazoa; Arthropoda; Insecta; Hymenoptera; Athaliidae. Bases 1065 to 2831 code for a protein of 588 amino acids. The record is from RefSeq and is a predicted model, not a curated record. The transcript has 5 exons.
GCCGUCACUACCCUGAAACAAAACGGGGUACGCGAACCAACAGGUGAUGAGGGAGACACUCCCUCGUACAACAUCCCCAGGAUAACUCGUUGUCUGUUAGCCACUAAUACCAAUAUAACGCUACACAUACUGCACUUUGUUGUCAGAGUAAAAACGCGAGACCCGAUUCAAGUGCAGUUCAUCAAUCCCGCCAUUAUUUUCUCCGAUUUAUCAUCCUACGAAUCUCAUAUUUUUUUACUACCUGAUGCUUCUUCGUCAUUUUUAAGCGUGUCUCCGAACAAAAACAAAGAAUCGUUACCGAUUAAUAAUGUAUCGAACUAAAUUAAUAAUCGAAUAAAUUUUCAAUAAUUUAAAACGAACAAAAGCGAGUAGUGCUUAGUUUGUGAUUUCUGUUUUGAAGUAGUUAUUGAAAUUUUUGUUCUCUUUUUUUGUGAAUCAAGGUGCAAUCCAUUAUGGUUUUUCUUAUCAAAGUUAUAUUUUUACGUGGUGACAAAAUAACGUGAUGAGAAACAAAUCAAGUAAUGGUGUUUAAUUACUAUGCAAACAAUCAUCUUGACUAUUUGCAGAUAUGCAAACUUGAAGAUCGCCUAUGAAUAUUAAUUUAUUUGUUUUGUUACACUGGCAUCAAAUUAUUAUUUGCAUUCAAUCAUACUCUCAAAUUAUUCUUAUUUAUUGCAUAAAAAACGGCGACAAUCCACAAAUUAUUGAAAUACGCAUGUCACAACUGAAGUUAUGAUGACAAAAUACAUAAUAAGGAUGAAAAAAUAAAUAAUCGUAACGAGAAUGAUAACUAAGAAAGUGCAAUGAUUCGACUUUCUAAUAUUAAUAAUAGAACUUCGAUCUAUACAGUUGUGUUAAACGUAAAAGUAUAAUCUGCAUGAGGGAAAAAAAGGAAAAUCAAAAUCAAAUAUAAGAGUAGUACAUUUAUUACCGAUAAUUAUACCGUAUACAAAUCAUAAAACAUGUGAUAAGUUUUCAAUUUUGUUCAUAAUAUAAUAACGUAAAAUUUGAAACGACCGUUCAAGCUUAGGUCACAAACGUAAUUUCAAAGGAAUAUAAACGCAAUGCCCCAAGGAUCAGGAGUUUAUUGGCAGGGAACUCAAAGAAGAGCUUGUGCUCCCGGUGCACAGUGGAAUGUACAGGUUGUUAGAGGAAAGGUAACGACACGCUGUUUAUGGCACGCUUGCAAAGCUCUUGGCAUCGGACUUUUACUGAUGCUAUUGGGAGCUUGCAUGGCAACAAUCGGAUAUUAUGCGGACCAGCUCUCAAUGGCGCAGGAAAUCCGAGGGAACUUGACGGUCCGAGUGAAAAAUGAGUCGCGAGGUUUUCACUUGAACAAUUUGAGCUACGCUGGACCGAUCGUUAUGGGAGUUGGAGGUUUUAUCGUUGUCGCCGCCUGCGUGAUGACGUUUGAGGCCCGCGAUAGUGCCGCAAAAGUAGUGCCAGCUCGUUUCCGUUUCAACCAGAAUACGCCUUGCAAAAAUAGCAAACAGCGAAGUCGGCGUUCAACAUCGUGUCAGACGACCAGGUGGGACCAUCAAUUGGGCCUAUUCCGUGUUCAUCGGAGUCCGAGUCCCUCGACGCACGAAGUAUCGAGAAAACAGUUAACAGCCGAGCUGAUGCAGUUUUCGAAACAUCUACAAGACAAAAACAACUCGCAGUCAUUGAAGAAGAGUCCCAGUGCCCCGAAUCUUGUGCUCAAAAAUUCGCCGAGAAGAAAAACCAAUCGGUACACCGGAUGCGCACUUUUGAACGCAGAACUUCUGAAGAGACACGCUAUGUCGGUGGACAACGCCGGUUAUAAUCCGCACAUAAGUAGCAGGGAAAGUUUGGAGUAUAAUAAAAUAUCAGAAAGUCAAGUUUCGAUGGCUAUGGAUCUCCACAUUCCGAACAAAGGGCCCGUUACCCUAAAAAUAAAGGACCGCUCGGACACCGCUCAAAGACAUCAGCUAUUGAGGCAAACGAAGAUCGACGACGACGCGGAAGUAGAUAUUCGAAAAGGAUCGGUGGCGCCGAUCCACCUUGGAAAAUUUCAAGGAUUCAAAUAUCCCGACGAUUUUAUAUCCCGGAAAAGGAACUCCAUAGAUAUAAGAAUGCUCGAGGAGCUCGAGUUCAAAAGAAGUCCCAAAGAUUUUAGGAAAAUCUCGUCGCCAAAUUUUCGUAAAAUGUCGCUGGAUCGAAUCGGCGGCGAUAUUAGAAAAGUCGACAGGACACCGGUGGGCUAUAGAAAAGCGAGUUUGGACUGCAAAAAAUCUCCUGAUUUUCGUAAAAAGGAUUACAGGAAAUGUACUAGCGACAAAUAUGCCGUCGAUAAUUGUAGCGGCGGUUGUACACCUAGUGCGGUUCACGGUCAAAUGGGUCUGGAACCGGAAUUUCGACCCCGUGCCGAUACAGCAGAAACCGGACGUAGAUACCGACACGGUAAAUUGUACCAUUCAAGAUCAGACGAUAACAGGAGACGGUCCUUCGAUAAGCACUACAGGAGCGAUUCUCAAUGUAGCAGAUUUUCGCUCAAUACGCAAACCCAGCCGGUACCCGAAGGGCUGGAGAAAUAUGAACUGAAAUAUUUUACCACAACUUCCCUCGAUACUGACGGUAGUCGGGGUGAGUUUUCCGACGACAGUCACACCGUCGAUAUCGAAGGAAGUGGAAUUUCAACGGAGGGACCUGCAGAGACUGACGCUUUAUUGGAAGAACCGGAGUUGGAAAACCUCACCGAAGUCGACGUUGAAACUUCUGGAGACGAUAUAGACGCUGUUGACGAAGCGCAGGUUGAAAAAAAAUGUGAUUCAGCAUCCGAAAGAGGAAAGGAAUCAUGCGGCGAAGAUUAGAAUUCGUACGUUGUUAAUUUUUCAUUCUGAAUAUGAACAUCAUAUUCGGCUGACAAUGAAUAUCUUCACAAUUUUCGAAAGCCACCUAGUCUUCUAGAAACGAAGUUUUUUUUGUUUGGACCCUAUUGAAAAAUUAUUCCUUUCCAAUCAAAGCGUAAAUACAUAUUUACCGAAGAACUGCAUAUCGUACUAGCAAUAAAUAUACGAUUUAUAUACAUAUAUACGUUGUUCUAAUUCAUAACAAUUAUUAAUAAUGUACUCAAACUAUAUGGACAAUCAUGAGGCGCAGCGCCCACGCGCGGAUUUUUUUAUUCCUUUUUUUUUUUUUUAUUGAAAAACAUAAUUCAAGACAAUCAAUUGAAGCCAAGCUAACAAUAAGACAUACGUAAUUGACAGGGUUUUUAGUACUGUACCGAGAAAAUCAAAUUCAAUAAUGACGAGGGACGAAAAAAAGCACAGUUGCUAACUGAUGGCUUCAUUUAAAAUCCUUCGAACGCGAUUGCUAUGAAAAAAAAAAAGUAUGUAUAAGUGAAGCGAAAUACCGUGGCUUAGAUGAAUUUUGCUAACACGUACAUACCAAUACCAUAAAAUUAUAUCAAAUCGAUGGAAAAAUUGUACGUUCAGAAUAACGGCGUAUUCGCAUUUAUAUUUUCCAUUUGAGAAAGUUAGAUCUUCCAUACCUGUUUUAUUACUGACUUUUUUCAUUGAACUAUACGGUACUCUGCUCAGUCCCAAUCUUCCCCAUGUACGAAUAUGUGUGUUUGUGAAAUAUUUUUCACAAGUCGUUUUAUAGGCCUACAGAGAGCAAUACUCAUCGUAGUUAUGUAAUUUCUAAUUAAAUUUGGAUAAAGAUAUUUGGGAAAUACGUUGAAUAACGAAUCUAUAUAUCAAUACAUGUAACCACAGUAUAUAUUAUUGUGUUGUAAUCCACGUGAAAAAUGUAACACUAAGACAAUCAUUGAAGGAUCUGCGAAAAAUGAAAAAGAGAAAAAAAAGAAUCAAUAACUUACGUAAUGAUUUAUGACGGUAUAUUAUAUACGAUGAUCAGUAUCAUUGAAAACGUAUUCUGUUGUUGUUCUCUUCGAUCUGUCAUCAAUCAGAAACACCCAUAUAUGCAGGUGGUUUGAAUAACAUCGUUUGUAACGUUAAAUCAUAGUAUGAAAAAAAAAACUAUUCGCAAAACAUACAAAGCAAAGUAAAAAUGAAAAACAUAAAAAUCUGUGAUGAACGUAUAGGUUUUUAUUAUACCCAAUUGUUAUCAUUUAUAUCACUAGCAUUGUUAUCCAUAGAUUAAAUUUCCUUUCUUUUAUAAUGCAAAUGUAGCAUACGUAUCUAUAUUAAAUACUUCCAAUUAGACGAAGUUGUCGGUUUUCUUUCUUCCUGCACAAACUGACAAUAAAAAUUUGAAAACUCACAUUUAAGAAAGAUGACAUGUUGUAAAUUUAUUUUUUAUUAUUACGCCUAUUUCGAAAUUAAACCAACCCUGUGUACGUACGUAUAAGAUAUAUAAUCUGUAUAUAUUAUUUAUAUAAAUGUCUCAAGAUUUUUGUAUGUGAACUCGUGUUACGAUGAAUUAUACCGUAUCGAUAAGGAGAUGUUGUAAAGAAGUAAGAUUUUGAAAAACAAAGCAAACCAAAAAAAAAAAAGAAGAAAAAUUAACCUGUGAUUUAUAUAAUCGUUGCAUGUUGACUGUUGUGAUAUUAAAUAAUUAUUAUACACAUAUGAUUAAAAAUAUAUCAAAAUUUGAAGU